This is a messenger RNA of Paramecium octaurelia, 1892 nucleotides long. NCBI's taxonomy places the organism in Eukaryota, Ciliophora, Oligohymenophorea, Peniculida, Parameciidae. The record is from the annotation of a GenBank genome assembly.
AUGGAUUUCGAAUUCCCUCAAUUAUUGAACCCAACUGAUAACGAACCCUAUAUUCUUGUUUCUGAGUCAAAGGAAGUGUUGAAUAGCAAGUUAUUGACAGCUAGACAUGUAAGUCAAAGAUUACAUGAAACUGGAGGAAAGUCUGAAUUAGUUGUUAUUGAAGACUUUUUAUAGUAAAAAUGGCAUACAUAAAUAAAUUAGGGAUUUGACUAAAAAGUCUCCAUUAGCCUAUGUUCCAGAUGCUGAAUCAUAAUAGCUUGUUCAAAAUUAUAAUACAUAAAAAAAAGCUUAUGAGAGAUAAGUUCAAGAACAAGUUAGCUCUUUUAAAUAACUAAAUUAAAAACUAUAGCAAGGGUAUGAAGAUGCUUGCAAUAAUAUUGUGUCUAAGUUGGUGGGAAGCGCAUAAGGCGAAGGUAACAAUGUGUAAAGAGCAUUUGAUUCCUUGUAGACAGUCUUAAGAAGUGAUCCUGAAUAGGAGGCUACAAUUCCAAAGCCAAAAGAAAUAGUAGAUAAAGUAUAAUAGAAUUAAAAAUAAAUAGAUUUCUGAAUUGAGAGCAGCCCCAGAAUUACCAGAAUACUUGUUUGCAACAACAAAAAAGGUGAGAGCUUGGAGAAAUGCCCCAAAUGAAUUGUGUGUGUGGAAUAAAACCAAAGAACAAUUCUAUAGAGAUAAUUUGGAAUAAAGUUUAAAUUAGGCUGUUUAGGACAAAACAGAAUUAGCUUUAAAGUUUUGGAAUUCAUAAAUUAAGAAAUUAGGAGAUCAAUUAUUAAACAUCAUCUAAGAAGACUCUUCAAUUCAAUAACAAAAUUUCGUUAGUCUUAAUAUUGAGACAGCUGAAGCAUUUGCAUUACUGUUAAAUACAAUGAUUACUCCAGAGACAAGAAUAAUACUCCACAUUGGUGAUUUUACCUUGGAGGAAUCAAAAUCUAUUGCAGAAUCAAUAUAAAAGUUAACAGGCAUUUUGAAUUUACAAAUUAAUUGGAGAGUGAGUGGAAAAGCUUAAGGAUUAUCACAUAUUGCUUAAGGUAUAUAAUAUUUAAUAUAACAAUAGCAAUAUCAUAGGCAGAAUAAUUAAAGGUGUUGACUUUUGAAUUCUCCUCAUAGGUCUAAGUAAACGCAGCAAAAGAAUUCUUUACCGAAUUUAAGAAUGUGAAAUUACCUAAUUUAGAGGAAGUAAAUGUAUUGGCAGAAUAAUCUAAUGUUAAUGCAGCAGUCUAACAUAUUUCUAAAGCUGUGAAAUCUAUUGGAGGAAGUUAAGUUACAAGAGUGUUAUUCAAUUUCAGGUAGAUUAUAAUCAUAAUAUUAUAAGUCAAUCUCAAGUGGAUAAUAAAUCAGCUCAAUAAUUGGGAGAUGCCUUGUCAACAUACAAAGGAGUCAAGAAGCUGACACUUAACUUCUCAGGAUACUCAUUACAAAGUAAUGCAAUCAAAGAUGAUGGAUUUGCUGGAUUAAUCCAACAGGUAACCAAUUUCGCAGAAACUCUUGUUGAAUUGACAAUUAAUGUCGGAAGAAAUUAAUUAACUGAUAAUUCAUUGGCAAACUUAAAUAAAUAAUUCUCUGCAUCUAAAUGGGUUUCAUUAAAGAGUGUUAAUAUCAGUGUUCAUUAUAAUAAAAUUACUGAAUAAGGAGCUCGUAAACUAGGCAAAGUAUUUCAUUGUCUUUAUUAAAUUAGUUCCUUCAUAAUUUGCCUAUUUUGGUUAACCUUUCGGUCAAUUUGAACUCAACAGAAGUUAAUUAGAAGGGUUUAAGCUUUAUAAUUAAUUAAUUGGGCCCAUAAGUAAAUGCUUAGAUUUAGGCCAAACAAUCCAAUGUUAGUUAAGAAGAAGCAGCAGAAUUAGAUGGAAAAGGAGCAUCCUUGAGUAUUUGAUAUGGUUAAUUAAUUGGAUUAGCA